Alternaria alternata is the source of this 1252-nucleotide messenger RNA. RefSeq names its product Sedlin. Lineage: Eukaryota; Fungi; Ascomycota; Dothideomycetes; Pleosporales; Pleosporaceae. Gene Ontology annotation, biological process: endoplasmic reticulum to Golgi vesicle-mediated transport. Gene Ontology annotation, cellular component: TRAPP complex; nucleus; cytoplasm. The transcript has a single exon. Bases 300 to 863 code for a protein of 187 amino acids. The record is from RefSeq and is a predicted model, not a curated record.
UGGCAGUGCUGGACGGCCGCAAUUGAAGUCGCGAUAUUCUUCCAAAGACACUCCCGCGGACUUUCUUGGCGGAUAUGCCGAUUAGCGUGGGGAAGCUCAUCAACACCCCACACGUUGCAUAGCUAAACCCUAAACACAAACUCGCGACCAUACAAACUACGACUUCCCGUGACUUCUUCCCGGACGUUCGUAGGAGCCAAGAAGACUAUCGCCGAUUGAGUCACCCAUCGUCGGCUCUUCUCACACCACGCAUGCCCAGCACUCCCUACGCACACCAACCUCCACCCUAACACCACACCAUGUCGUACACAUUCUCCAUCCUAUCGCCCCUCGAUGUCCCUCUUUUUACGCACGACUUCGGCACCUCACGCAGCGGCGGCACUGGCGUUGCGAACUACACACCUGCUGAGCGCGCUCUCGUCCCAUUCAUCCUACACUCGUCACUAGACAUCGUCGAAGAAGUGCAAUGGGGUCCUUCUACCUCCAGCGGCUCAGCACCCAUGUACCUCAAACACAUCGACAAAUAUCAGAACUGCUUUGUAUCGUGUUGGAUUACCGGUGGCAAUACGCGCUUCCUUCUGCUUACACGGCCACGGGAUGAAAGUCUCGGACUGACCAGCGGAGGUGCUGGAGGCGCGAGAGGGAGUCUUGCAGGCGGAAGGGCUGCACUGGGAGGAGGAGCUGGUCUGUACAAUCCUAGUAGUCCAGCCACGGAAGAGGCCGUCAAGAACUUCAUGGUCGACGUAUAUGAGGCGUGGGUCAAGACUAUCAUGAACCCGUUCUUUGCCGUCGGCAAUGGGGAGGUCAUCAAGAGUCCAGUAUUCAGGCAGAGGGUUGCGACAGCGGCGAAGAAGUAUCUAUGAAGGAAUAGGAGGCAACGCCAAAUUACCAACUCAAGUUUGGAGACAACCAUUGGGCUCGGCUUCUACUUCGAGACAAAGCGGAUGGCGCGAACGCAAGCUCGAACUGCCGCGACCCCGAUAGCUUUCAACAGAGGUAACGCGAGCCGUCUUCUCGAGCCUGAUGCUCAAAUGUCUCAGAUCAGAAAUGCUGCGCUGCGAAGCAUAUCUGAUCUGAGACAAUGACGUACAAGGCACAAUAGAUUGACCCAGCUGGAGGUCUACGUACCAGGCAUGCGAGCACACAAAUAGUGCCUACAUGCAGAGCUACGAAGACAUGUCUGGAUCGUUUUCGUGGAGAAUCAGAUGAUUCAUGUCACAGAACUGGGCGUCGGGGUAUACACACACACAAU